AGUCAAAAUCCCCAGUGUUGUGACAAGGGGGCGAAGCGCAAUCGGCGCCAAAUCGCCCGAAAAUCGCCAAGGUCAGCGGCGCGGAUGCCAUCUGGAGGCGGCCGAGCAAGCGAAAUCAGUAAUGGCCGCUGGGUUUUGGCAGUGUUCUUCGUGUUUCGGUGAGAGUGACUUAUGUUGUAGUGUUAAAGUGUGUGAUUAUGUAUUGUACGGUUGACAAAAGCCACAGUAGCGGAGCCUCAGCCACGCAGCCUAGGAGCAUGAAAGAUGGAAUCGGUCUACCAACGGGCGUCACGAUGCGGGAGAAGAAAAGUGGAGCCUUGUCACGGAUGCAGAAGCUCAAGAAAAGACUGUCACACUCGUUCGGACGACUGUCGGUUUCGAAGGAAGAGUCCGAGGAGCACAACCACGGCAAGCUGCCGUACAACGGCUACAGCGACGAGUUCCUAGACCGUUUGGAGCCCAACGGGAACAUACCUGCCGGCAAAGGUGAUAUUAGAUACGAACUGUACAAUGUGUCCGGGCAUGAAAGGGUCAAACGCCAACUUUCCGUGUCCUCGGACAGCAAACUCCUCGACGACGAUAUUCGGGAGGAGACCAAAGUGAUACUACGACCGAGAAAACCCCCCAGACCCAAGUCCGAAGUUUUACUCAAUCAAGGGUCCGAUCACCGGCGAACGAAGAGGUAUUCCGCUUUUGGGGGCGACUCCCCCUUCGGCAAGUCGGAAGCCUACAUAAAACUAGAACAAUUAGGUGAAGGUUCAUACGCGACCGUGUACAAAGGAUUUAGCAAUUUACAAAACCAAGUCGUAGCAUUGAAAGAGAUUAGACUUCAAGAAGAAGAAGGAGCUCCGUUCACGGCGAUCCGAGAAGCCUCCCUCCUCAAAGAACUGAAACACGCCAACAUAGUCACACUGCACGACAUCGUCCACACGCGAGAGACUCUCACUUUCGUUUUUGAAUAUGUCCACACCGACCUAUCUCAGUAUCUCGAACGGCACAGCGGCGGCUUGGACCCUCGCAACGUCCGACUGUUCCUCUUCCAAUUGUUGCGAGGGCUGUCCUACUGCCACAAGCGCCGGGUGCUCCACCGCGACGUCAAACCCCAAAACCUCCUCAUUAGCGAGAUCGGCGAAUUAAAACUCGCCGACUUCGGCCUGGCUCGAGCCAAAUCAGUGCCCAGCCACACCUACUCCCACGAGGUGGUCACGCUGUGGUACCGACCUCCGGACGUCCUCCUCGGAAGCACCGAAUACUCCACGUCGUUGGAUAUGUGGGGCGUCGGCUGUAUAUUCGUCGAAAUGAUCACCGGGAUGGCGAUUUUUCCCGGCGUCAGGGAUACCUACGAUCAACUAGAUAAGAUAUUUAAGGUGUUAGGAACUCCGACCGAAGAAGACUGGGCCGGCGUUACGCGAUUGCCGGGUUAUAAGUUACACAAAAUAGGACAGUAUAGAGCUAGGAAAUUGGGGCUGUGUUGGCCGCGGCUGCAUGACGUCGUCCAUGGGGAGGCGAUGGCCACGGCUUUGCUGCAGUUGGAUCCGCUGAAGCGGCUAGGGGCCGAUGAGGCCAUGGUGCAUCCCUAUUUUAAUGGCUUGCCCAAGAAGCUUCUAGAGUUGCCCGAUGAUGCUUCGAUCUUCAGCGUGGAGGGCGUGCACCUGUACCAAGAGCAGUAUUCUGGUAUCAAAUGAGGAUUGUCAAAACUACCUCUCUCAGGAACCUUCUUCAAGCAAUGACCCCUUGGUCAUUUCCUUCAUCCCAGCUUCAAGCCACGCCACUGUCACACUGCUGUGCAACAUCUUUCCGUUAUUACUACAUCAUGACAUUUGUUGGACAACGAUGUGAUUUUUUACAUUCUCACACACACUCACCGAUCCAUUCCUUCCAUGGUGCUCAAUUAUAAAAUUAAAGACUUAGCGUCUGGUCAAAAAAGGGCUGUUGUUAUGCCUUGGCACCCGUUUCUGUUUUUCAGUAGAAGUCAUUUUAUCUUUCGCCCCAUCGCCGUUCCUCUGCGCCACGUAAAUAAACGAACAAGAUUUAAGACUGAAUCGUGUCGGAUCGUGUCUUAUUAGCUAUGUCAUAGGGGGCGCUGCAGCUUGGCGGGGGAACGAUCGUGCCAACGGUCAAAACGUAGUAGUGAUUUUGAUUAAAUUUAAUUAGGAAAUACUGGAUUUAGGCCUAAUAGAAGAGCAUGGUUUAGUUGCUGUGAGCUCUAGAACACCAUCUUAGUCAAUGAAAAUAGCGAUAGAGUAGGCCAUUCUUGGAUCAAGGCACUAAGCGGCAAUGCACCCCUCCUGUGGUACGUCCAAACAUGCCGUCAACUUUCACUUGUUUAGCGGUUAGAUUUUACUGAUUUUUCGCAUUUGGUUAAGAAUUCAAAUUGCUUCGUGGCCAAAUGCAAAAAAUAAUCACUCAUAUGCUCAGUGCACGCUUACGUAGGCAGGCACUCGUUUCCGUCAAAAUGAUGACAAAUCAAAAGUGUUUUUACAGCGGAUGAAUCGAAACGCAAGACCAACAACAAACUUGAAGGUUUUCGUUGUCUCACACUAUUUUUUAUAACAAUAAUAAAUGAUGAUCGCAACGUUUCAUUUGUUCUUUUGGAUGUAUCGCUCUGAAAUGCACCAUUUUUGUGUCAAAAUUGGUGUGAUUUAUAUUAUGUGAUAGAGUUAAAUUGUUACUUUGGUUUGUUACGCGGAUGUGUUUACUGAAGGUGAAUUUUAUGAUACCGAGGAAUAAUGGUGUACGUAAUCCUUGUACCAUGUUGCAUUGUACAUAGAAAUAGUUGUUUAUAUUAUAAGAUAAUUAUACGAAUACCGAAAAUUUACUGAAUAAUAAAUGUCUUUGUAUAAA
Messenger RNA from Tribolium castaneum (red flour beetle), 2844 nucleotides. It is a transcript of the gene Eip63E, whose product is annotated as Ecdysone-induced protein 63E. The coding region runs from base 198 to 1685 and encodes 495 amino acids. Gene Ontology annotation, molecular function: cyclin-dependent protein serine/threonine kinase activity; cyclin binding; ATP binding. NCBI's taxonomy places the organism in Eukaryota, Metazoa, Arthropoda, Insecta, Coleoptera, Tenebrionidae. Gene Ontology annotation, biological process: protein phosphorylation. The record is from RefSeq and is a predicted model, not a curated record. The transcript has 9 exons. Gene Ontology annotation, cellular component: cytosol; nucleus; cytoplasm.